AUGCGCAAAGUCAACCAGGACUUGAAUCAUCGCUACGGUCAACUGGGGGCUUAUUAUCCAGUCGCCGUAGCAGCCUUCAACAACUACGUGGAUGCUCACCGUAUCUUUGUUUUGCCUGCUAACGCAACAUUUCUUGAAAUGUGGGAGGCGCACGAGGUGAUAAAACCAGAGCGUAUAGCUCUGACUCGUGCUGUUUGUGCCUACAAUCGCGUGUCGCACGUGCACUUCGAUUAUAACAGUGAACAUUUCACGGUGUGUUAG
Molecule: messenger RNA, 261 nt
Organism: Gongylonema pulchrum
Lineage: Eukaryota; Metazoa; Nematoda; Chromadorea; Rhabditida; Gongylonematidae
Source: the annotation of a GenBank genome assembly